Molecule: messenger RNA, 1401 nt
Organism: Caenorhabditis briggsae
Lineage: Eukaryota; Metazoa; Nematoda; Chromadorea; Rhabditida; Rhabditidae
Exons: 10
Coding region: 1-1401 (466 amino acids)
Biological process (GO): L-alanine transport; amino acid transmembrane transport
Cellular component (GO): vacuolar membrane
Molecular function (GO): L-proline transmembrane transporter activity; L-alanine transmembrane transporter activity
Source: RefSeq, a predicted model, not a curated record
AUGGAGAACGGUUACUCUUGGUGGAUAGCAGUAAUUUUCACAUUUGGUGAAACCGCCGGGUCCGGAUUGGUGGCUCUUCCAAAUGCAAUGUUAUCAUUAGGACUAGUCGGUGGAGUUAUAACCCUUAUAAUUAUGUGCCUGAUUCCAUUCUACACUGCUACACUUCUAGGAAACAAUUGGAUAAUUAUGAAGACACGAUGGAGCGAAUACACAGAGCACUGCAGGAAUCCGUAUCCAGAAAUGGCUCAGAAAGCUAUGGGUGAUUGGAUGGGCCACAUCACCAGCUUCUGCACCUACCUUACCAUCUUUGGUGGCACUGCUGUCUUCUCCCUUUUAGCUGCAAAAACGUUAUCUGAAAUUCUCAAUGGAUUUGGAAUUCCAGCGACAAUGUGCACCACUUUAAUGGCUGUUGGAAUCAUUCUAUGGCCAUUUGUCAUGUUGAAAAGUCCCAUGCAUUUUUGGCAAGUCUCCAUUGUGGCUACUGUAUCUACAGUAACUGCAGUCGCUUUGAUCAUGUUUGGAUACUUUUUGGAUGUUAAGGGAUGUCAGCAGCACUCAACGUACCCGGAAUUCUCCCCGGCAGCCGCUUCCAACAGUCUGGCUACCAUAAUCUUUGCUUAUGGAGGACAUCCAUGUAUUCCGACAAUUGUACAUGACAUGAAAACUCCACAACACUUUUUCAGAACUUUUUUGUUGAGCUACAUUGGACUCUUUCUCCUUUACACUCCGGUUUCUCUUCUUGGAUUCUGGAUUUAUGGAGAUAGUGUAUCCGACUCAAUCAUCAGUUCCAUUCAGAAUGAGACUCUGCGACGUGGAAUUUCCAUUCUGAUUGCGAUUCAUGUGUUCUUCUCAGUCCUUAUCAUUGCUAAUCCCCUUCUACAGUCUUCGGAGCAAGUUUUUGGAAUUAAACAAGAAUUCGGAAUUGGUCGAUUUGUGAUUCGUACCAUUGCUUUCUGGAUUAUCAUCUUUAGUGCGGCAACUGUUCCAAACUUUGGUGUAGUCGUCAAUUUGGUUGGAGGGUCUACACUUCCACUUUUGGUUCUUAUAUUUCCGCCAUUGUUUGCAAUGUUUUUGGAAGUGAAACAAAAAUUGGAGGAUGAUGGAUCAAAGGAGGAGUUUGGGUGGACAGCAAUCUGGAAAUACCACCCCAAGCCUCGUCUCGCCCUGGAUAUCUUCAUUUAUGCGCUCGGCUUCUAUGUGAUGUUCCAUUCCACAUAUCACUCAAUCUACUCAAUUUUCUUCUCUGAAAAUCCACCAACUCGCUCAUGCUUCACCACGUGGUUCACGUCUUCUGAAUUCGGUCAAAAUAUGACGUCUACUUCUUCAAAUUCUCAUUCUACACAUUUCCAAUGUUGUGGAGCUUAUCGAAAUAUCUCAUUGAACGGUCAAUCUUGCUUUUAA